UGUGUAUAUAAAAACCGCCCCUCGUUGGAAUUCGUCUUUACCGAACGCACACAAAAAAGAAUUGCGAAAAAGAGGAAGCCGAACGGUUACCAUUUCCGAUUUCCCGUACCAGAGGCAUACAAAACACCGCCGCGCACCGCCGUACCACACUCCAUAAACUCUACUCUCAACGCAUGUAACCGGACCCAACACUGCAACAUGAUUUCUGCCAAGAGGCCAAGAACAUGCCGCAAUUUCGCCGCAGAAUCCGAUCUCUUUGAUGUCUUGCCGGACGAUCUCCUUAUACACCUCCUUUGCCGCCUCGCCUCCUCCGCCUCUUCCCCUUCCGACCUUCUCAACCCUCUCUUGACAUGCAAGAGGUUGAAUCGCUUGGUUCUUCAUCCUUUGGUUCUGUCUAAGGCCGGACCGAAGGCAUUUGCAGUUAGAAUGGAAAAAUGGUGCGAUUCCGCUCACCGUUUUCUCAAGCGCUGCGUUGACGCCGGUAACUCGGAAGCGAGUUACACGCUCGGAAUGAUCCGAUUUUAUUGCUUGAGAAAUCGAGGGAGUGGAGCUUCUUUAAUGGCUAAAGCAGCGAUUAAAUCUCACGCUCCGGCGCUAUACUCUCUCGCCGUCAUUCAAUUCAACGGCAGCGGUGGCUCUAAGAGCGACAAGGAUCUCCAGGCAGGUGUAGCCCUCUGUGCUCGAGCCGCUUUCCUCGGCCAUGUGGACGCACUUCGAGAACUUGGCCACUGCCUUCAAGACGGUUACGGUGUGCGACGGAACACAGACGAAGGCCGCCGCCUUCUCAUCCAAGCCAACGCCCGUGAGCUUGCUGCCGUUCUACUCUCCUCCUCGAGGGUACGGCAACAGCGCCACCACCAGUUCGGCAACCUCCCGGAUUUGACGGCGACGCGUUGUUCAUUGUUGAGCGAUUUCGGCUGUGACUUUCCUGCGACGGAGCCACAUCCGGUGAACCUGUUUUUGAGAGAAUGGUUCGAAUCGGAACGUGGAGUGGCUGCACGUGUGGGGCUGAGACUUUGCUCGCACGGAGGAUGUGGUCGGCCGGAGACUCGGCCGCACGAGUUCCGGCGGUGUUCAAUUUGUGGCACUGUAAAUUACUGUUCAAGAGGAUGCCAAGCUCAGGACUGGAAAGUUCGGCAUAAAGAGGAGUGUACAGCCGUUCAGCGGUGGCAGGAUGCGGAGGUUGACAACGCCGGCGGCGGCAUGUUUAAUGCUGUAGAAGAGGUUGAGGACGCCAACGUCGUGGGUACUGUAUAAAAUCGUAACAGCGCUGUAAUUAGAGUUUUAUUUAUGGAUAUAAAUGUAAUUUUAGUAUACAAUUUUAUUUUCCCUUA
This is a messenger RNA of Cucurbita moschata (crookneck pumpkin), 1334 nucleotides long. RefSeq names its product F-box protein At1g67340-like. The transcript has 3 exons. The record is from RefSeq and is a predicted model, not a curated record. The coding region runs from base 199 to 1257 and encodes 352 amino acids. Gene Ontology annotation, molecular function: protein binding. NCBI's taxonomy places the organism in Eukaryota, Viridiplantae, Streptophyta, Magnoliopsida, Cucurbitales, Cucurbitaceae.